UCUGUUGCUGCUCCGCCUGGGCAUGUCGUCGUCGUCGGUGUAUUUUUAAUCGCUUUUUCUCGCUUCGCCCGAGAAAUAUAUUAUUAUUAACCAGAAAGGCGCGCUGCCGAAUAUCCAUGAUUUAUUGUUUAUAUAAGAAUGUGCGCCAACUAAUCACGGAUUCGUUUCCAUUUCCACAGCAUUAGUGAGCAGUGAGUGAGAGAGAGAGAGACGGAACGCGAGGAGAGAAUUCCAACCUGCCCGUGUAUGCUGUGCAGUGCGAGUGCCUGUGUCUGUGUGUGUGUGGUGCAUCAAGGCUGAUAAAACUAAAUCCAAAACUAUAACUACACUAAAUUUAAAAUAAACUCCAAAGGCGUUUUGUAAUUGCGCACAAAACAGCGGCAGCAGUAAAAAACACAAAAUGGAAGCGAUUGCCAAACACGAUUUCUCUGCGACGGCCGACGACGAGCUGAGUUUUCGCAAAACUCAGAUCCUAAAGAUAUUAAAUAUGGAAGAUGAUUCAAAUUGGUAUCGCGCCGAGCUGGAUGGAAAGGAAGGCCUCAUACCCAGUAAUUACAUAGAAAUGAAGAAUCACGAUUGGUAUUACGGACGUAUCACACGCGCUGAUGCCGAAAAGUUACUCUCAAAUAAGCACGAAGGCGCCUUUUUGAUACGCAUCAGCGAAUCCAGUCCCGGCGAUUUCUCCUUAUCAGUCAAAUGCCCCGAUGGUGUUCAGCAUUUCAAGGUUCUGCGCGAUGCCCAAAGCAAAUUCUUUCUCUGGGUGGUCAAGUUCAACUCCCUCAACGAACUGGUCGAAUAUCAUCGGACGGCGAGCGUUUCCCGGUCGCAGGAUGUCAAAUUGCGUGAUAUGAUACCUGAAGAGAUGCUUGUGCAGGCGCUGUACGAUUUUGUGCCACAGGAAUCCGGGGAAUUGGACUUCAGACGCGGCGAUGUCAUCACCGUCACAGAUCGCUCCGACGAGAACUGGUGGAACGGCGAGAUCGGCAAUAGGAAAGGAAUCUUCCCAGCAACUUAUGUGACGCCAUAUCAUUCAUAAUAAGAUAACUUCUAAGGAGGGACGCCGCACACACGCC
This is a messenger RNA of Drosophila takahashii, 1073 nucleotides long. NCBI's taxonomy places the organism in Eukaryota, Metazoa, Arthropoda, Insecta, Diptera, Drosophilidae. The record is from RefSeq and is a predicted model, not a curated record.